Messenger RNA from Lactuca virosa, 813 nucleotides. Lineage: Eukaryota; Viridiplantae; Streptophyta; Magnoliopsida; Asterales; Asteraceae. The record is from the annotation of a GenBank genome assembly.
AUGUUCAUGCUCGCCCGAAUACUCCUCUUAUGGUUCUCAGUUAUCUUCAUGUAUUUAAACAAUACCAUCAUCCUAGCGGAAGCUAAUUUCAUUACCAGUCAGUGUGAAAGCCUAGCUAAUGAUACCAGAAAUAGUACGUACCAAAGAAAUCUCGACAACACCUUCUCCGGCCUCCUCAACACCAACUCUGGAUUUGGUUUCUUCAACUUCUCCGCCGGCCAAGGAAACGACAGAGUCUACUCCAUCGCCCUUUGCCGGGGGGACGUCGAGUCCGAUUUGUGCCAGAGUUGUGUGAAUGACUCUAUUGUUAAGUUGCGAGAAAACUGCGAAGAGUAUAGCGAAGCUGCAGUGAUAUUUUACGACAUCUGUUUGUUGCAAUACUCCAAGGAGUAUAUUUUGGGAAACCCUCGAACAAAUAAGAAUCCAUCAUUUGAGUGGAACAUACUAAAUGCAACGGAUCAAUCCCGUUUCAAUGGGUCUCCGGGGCCAUUGUUGAAACGGCUGACAGCUGAUGCGGCUGCCGGAGGUCCGCUACUGAAGUUUGCUGCUGGGAACACGAGUGGGCCAGAUGUCUCAACGAUUUAUGGGCUUGUUCAGUGUACUCCAUACUUAUCAGAAGCGCAGUGCACUGCUUGCUUGGAUAAUUCAAUCAAUACGUUUGCGAGUGAGUACUAUACUGGGAGCAGUAAAGGAAGAGGUCUUCUACCUACGUGUAAUUUUAGGUACGAGACAUAUAGGUUUUUUAACAUGAGUACUCUGGUUAUACCCCUCACCAUCACUGGGGUCUCCGUCGUUUCAACCACCACCAGGUAA